Molecule: messenger RNA, 1390 nt
Organism: Metopolophium dirhodum (rose-grain aphid)
Lineage: Eukaryota; Metazoa; Arthropoda; Insecta; Hemiptera; Aphididae
Exons: 7
Coding region: 105-1355 (416 amino acids)
Biological process (GO): detection of chemical stimulus involved in sensory perception of smell; sensory perception of smell
Cellular component (GO): plasma membrane
Molecular function (GO): olfactory receptor activity; odorant binding
Source: RefSeq, a predicted model, not a curated record
CAUUAAAUCGGUAUUCAAACGUUGUUAUAAAUCUACUGUUAUAGUUCAAUUUCAGCUAUAGUCGACAUAACAAACACCAGUGACAAUUUUUCUUUUAAUCAAACAUGAAUAAACAGAAAAUCUUCGAUACCAAUUUUACGUUGUUCAAAUUAAUUGGUGUUUAUCAAAUGGUGGACCCACAUAGUCAAAAAAUAUUUGGUUUUAAUGUAUACCAUUUUGUAAAUAUUGUAUUCAUUAUAUUUACAACAAGUAUGACGAUUUUGGGUCUAUCCGGAUUUUUCUACCAAGUGCACAAUAUCAAUUAUAACAACAGUGAUGUUGAUUUAAUAUUUAUAAUAUUUUACACGGUCUGUAUAACGAUUGGAAACCUCAAAGUAAUAAUAAUAAUGUUUAAAGCUAAACAACUUCGGAAUGUGCUAGAAAUUACGGAUGAGUCAUUUUUAUCAAAUACAUUUUACAAAAGAAACUAUUAUAAGAUCGUAAAAUGUAGUGGUCUAUUAUCAAAAUUCUUCAAUUUGUACUUCUCCUUUCUUUUGAUCACUUUAACGUCGUAUGCAAUCGUGCCAAUAGUUUUGAAUGCUCACUCCAUUAACAGUACAACACAAAAUACAGAGAUUAUUCAAAAAAUUAACAUUAUCAACCUUCGGUACCCGUUUACUGUAGAAACGUACAAUGCCUUUUUUAAAAUAUUUUAUGCAUCAGAAUGUAUAAUAUUAUUUUACAUCGGAUUUGGAGUAUUUGCAUUAGACCUAUUGUCAAUGACCAUCUUAGUGGUAAUAUCAGCUCAAUACAAGUUAAUAGCAUCUGCAUUUGAAGUUUUGGAAUACAGAGUGGACGAUGAAGAUGAUAGCUUACUAAGUGAUGAGAAACUUUUAGAGACAUUUAUAUCAAUUGUUUCAGAUAGUCAAAUUAUUCACAAGAAAUUAAAAAUGCUUUAUGACAUUAUACGUCCAAUUGGUUUGAUUCAGUUGAUGGCAGAUGCUUUAGGGAUGAUAUGCAUGCCUUACUUAAUAGUAGUGUACUUCCUGGAAUACGGAUCGUUUUUUAAUCCAGAAACGUUGAAAUUUGUGUUUACCUUUGGUUAUGCAGGAGUUCAGUCAUACAUGUACUGUAGUUUAUUUCAGCGCGUAACCGAUAGAAGAGAAGAAGUCAAUUUUGGAUUAUACUGUUGUGACUGGACAAGAAUGGACAUACAUAUGAAAAAGCUGAUUCUAUUCACAAUGCAAAUGAACAGUUCAAAUAAAUUAAAAAUGAAUUUUACCACUAAAUCUAUUAAUCUCCCAUUGCUUUCAACAAUUAUACGAUUGUCUUAUCGAAUUUCGUCCGUAAUGAUUAAUUACAAUAUUAAUAAAUAAUAAGAUAGUGCUGAAUAUUUUUAAAAACUAGAAGG